UCGCUGUGAUCCUCCUCGGCGCGGCGCGUUUUCCGCUUCUCCGCCGUUUGCGUCAUGACUUCCAGCUAUGCGCAUGUAAUGGACAGGCAGGGCGCCCUCUCGAACCGGCUGGAGAGUCCCAUCACGGCGAACCUGGACAACCUGCAGGCCAAGAAGAACUUCUCUGUCAGCCACCUGCUGGACCUGGAGGAGGCCGGGGAGAUGGUCGGCACCCAGGCCGAUGAGAGCGUCGGAGAGGCCGGGAGGAGCAUGCUGGAGUCGCCGGGGCUGACCAGCGGGAGCGACACGACCCAGCAGGAGAAUGAGCAGAUGAACACGGAGGAGAAGAAGAAGAGGAAGCAGCGCAGGAACCGGACCACCUUCAACAGCAGCCAGCUCCAGGCGCUGGAGCGGGUCUUUGAGAGGACGCACUACCCCGACGCCUUCGUCCGAGAGGACCUGGCCCGCCGGGUCAACCUCACCGAGGCCAGGGUCCAGGUCUGGUUUCAGAACAGAAGAGCCAAGUUUCGCAGGAACGAGCGAGCCAUGCUGGCCAGCAAAAACGCCUCGCUGCUCAAGUCUUACUCAGGAGAAGUCACAGCGGUGGAGCAGCCGAUCGUGCCUCGUCCGGCACCGCGCCCCAACGACUACCUUUCCUGGGGCAGUGCUGCCCCCUACAGCGCCAUGGCCACCUACCCCCCCACCUGCUCCAACACCAACACGUCCCAGGGAAUGAACAUGGCCAACAGCAUCGCCAACCUGCGGCUCAAGGCCAAGGAGUACAGCCUCAACCAGGUGCCCACGGUCAACUGAGGGAGGCGGGGGGCCUUUCAGCCGCCGCGGGGGGGGCACAGCACCACCCUCCUCCUGGAGGGUGAAGCCCUCUCUGCUCUGUGGAGAAGGCCGGGGCCUCCGAGCCGAGGUGACUUUAUGUCCUGAUUAAAGACGUCCUGACGGAUGCUGCAGCCGUCUUCUGUUUUCCACUGAUUGUCCCAUCAGAGACGGAGACUCACACACGACUCUGUGGAACCCCCAGUAUCCUGUUCUUACUCCUUUUUUUAAAAAACGCUGCGGAUAAAGUCAAACAGCGGGAUAAACUCCAAACAAAGACUUUUCUGUCAUUUACUCAUUUUUUUAAAUGUUGUUUUUCCACAUCUCUUUCCAUGUUAUACCACUGAGAAGCCGAUUCAGCGCAUUCUGACCUUCCUGUUAUAUAGUCCAGUAUAAAGUUAUUUCUGAGUCCAAACCAGUAGAUAAUUUCCUAUGAUAUACUUUAUUUGUAACAGAACCUUGUAUAUGAAUAAAAAAGCGUUACAAGCAACCCAAAGCGAGCGCUCCAGCUGGAAGCUUUGUGCCGUUUGUGCAGCACAAAUCAGAUUGAUUUAUUUUUUUUGCAGCUCCUCCAACUUAAAUCGCUCUUCAGACACUGUGAGAAAUAAAGUCUGUUUAUAGCUGGGACCAUUUGGAAAGCAAAGCUGACCGAGCAGCUCACGCACGGCCCAUAAAGGAGAGAUUUACAACCAGAGGACGGAGAAAAACUCUCUGUGAGCCUUUUCUGUCCCAGAUCAGAAGAGCCUGAAGUUUCCACCUUUAAAGGAGAAUAUUUACAAGCAGGGAAGUCCUCUCCUUAAUACGCCGGGCCCCGGGGCCUCCUGCAGCUCCACGGCGACCCCUCCUGACCCUCAGCACAUACCAGCACAUGUCCACGCCGGGCAGUUUCUCCUCCAGAACCGGCUUGGUUCUGGACACGUUUGGCUCCAGCAGAACCUCCGUAGAACCAGAGGACGUGUUGCUGAGACGCCUUUCAGAGCCAGAGAGCUGGAAUCUGAUUGGUUUACGCUCAGCAGAACGUUUGUUCGGGUUCCACGCUUUCUAAAAUGAAAAACUUUUAAUGCAUCUUUGGAUCGACAUGAGAACCUUUGCUCCAGCGUGAGCCUGUUUUCAGAAAGCUGCUCGUCAGCGUACGCCUUAAUUGCUUAAUUGGACUCAUCCUUAGACGGCAGUGCAGAUAAACGUGUUGUUAUGCUUAUUAAUAGAAAAUAUGUUAGCCAUUAAAAUCUGUAGCUUUGUCAGACAAUGAAAACAAUUUAAUCUCAAAAUAAAAAAGAUUUGGCCUCCAGUUUGAGGUUCAGAGGAGAAAAUUA
Molecule: messenger RNA, 2123 nt
Organism: Fundulus heteroclitus (mummichog)
Lineage: Eukaryota; Metazoa; Chordata; Actinopteri; Cyprinodontiformes; Fundulidae
Gene: prrx1b
Product: paired related homeobox 1b
Exons: 4
Coding region: 55-792 (245 amino acids)
Biological process (GO): regulation of DNA-templated transcription
Molecular function (GO): DNA-binding transcription factor activity, RNA polymerase II-specific; DNA binding
Source: RefSeq, a predicted model, not a curated record